GGGUCGAUGAUGCUCAGGGCCUUCAUCUCGAGCUUGUGCACGUAGUCCUUCCACUCGUUCAAGCUCACGGAGUUGUCUCCAUCCUCGUCCAGCACGCUGAACGGGGGCAGCGAACGCGACCGCGGGUGGAUGUUGUCGUCGUCUUCGGCUUGGGCGAGCGCGCGCCACGGGAAGCCCUGGGCCUGCUCGCUCUCGGUGUCGCGACGUCCGAACUGCCCCGCCAACUGACUCAGCGCCAAGGGCGCGGCUCGCACGCCGUGCGCAGCUCCGAUGUCGCCCCACCACGGGACCGACUGCACCGCCGUCACGGACAGCAGCGACCCCAAGACAGCCAACUUGACUCCGCCCAUGUCGUCGUUAUCUCGCGAGAACCAAGAUGAGGACGAUCUCGGCGUUGGCUGUGUGGUUAGAUAGCUGGGAGCAUAUCCUCCCUCCCUCCGUCCCCAGCAGACCGACUCUAGACGGUCGCCAAGUCUCCGCCGCUCGUUCACAGAUAUGAGCGGCUACGGGCCUUCGUAUGCCUCUUCACUCUGGAUCGCACGCUAUGAACGGCAGCCAUGCAGGCACCGAGGUGGCCAAUGGAGUUGACCGAGGACGCGAGCUUCCUCGCACCGCACUCAGCAGCAACAUCAGCAGCAGCAGCAGCAGCAGAAUGGGCGCUGUGCUGUCAUUUCCGCCACAAAAGUCGCCGCCCCCGACACGACAACUGCAGGCACGAACAUCGCCGGAAGUCCGGCUCAUGGUGGCGGCGAUCCAGCCGCUAACGACAACAACGCUCAACCGCACGACUGGGACAGUCGAGCCGCUCGUUCGCGUCGACAACAACAACAACAACAAUGACGACGAGCUGCAGGAGCUGGCUCAGCUCUUCAGAGCGAUCGUAAGCGGCGACCGACGACUCCAUCAGUGCAAGAUCCAGCUGCAGUAG
Molecule: messenger RNA, 928 nt
Organism: Phytophthora sojae
Lineage: Eukaryota; Oomycota; Peronosporomycetes; Peronosporales; Peronosporaceae
Exons: 2
Coding region: 518-928 (136 amino acids)
Source: RefSeq, a predicted model, not a curated record